AUGGCAUUCAUGCAAAAUAACCUCAUUACCUUUUCAGAACACUUCCCAAGCCCAGGUCUGUGGCUGUCUUUACUUUUGGGACUUUGGGCUGUCUACAUUCUUGCUGUGACCGCCUAUCGCCUAUACUUCCAUCCCCUGGCCCGGUUUCCCGGGCCCAAGGUUGCUGCUGCUACACAUCUCUAUGAGAUAGCCUGGGACUACCUGGGCAAAGGGGCUUACCUCUAUGAGAUAGAAAGGUUGCACAGAAAAUAUGGUCCUAUCAUUCGAGUAAAUCCGGAAGAAAUUUCAAUCAACGACCCAACGUACUACAACACUUUGUAUGUGGGCGGUGCCGUAAGACGAACCAACGCCUAUGCCCAUUUUGGGGAUGGUAUGGACUUCAAUGGUUCCCACGGCAUGACCGUAGAUCAUGAUCAUCACAGGCUUCGUCGGAAACCUAUGGAGCCUUUCUUCUCCAAGAACGGGGUUGCUCGUCUGGAGUCUCGACUUCACGAACUGACGGUCACCAUGAUACAGCGUCUCACGGAGUUGAAAGGCACUGGUAAAGUUGUCAGGCUUGACCACGUCUUCGCCGCCAUGGCAGGUGAUGUAGUCAAUGUCGUCUGCAUCGCGAAUCCUACUAUGUCAUUCUUGCGCCAUCCAGACUUUAAUCCCGACUGGUACAACCUGUUCCAUACGCUCAUCAGGUCGAUGCCGAUAUUCAUGAAUUUCCCUUCGCUCAUCAAACUUGUGAGGCUUGUCCCCACCUCACUGUUGGAGCGUCUCGAUCCCCGGAGCCAGAUGUUCCGGGACUGGCGAAUUAUGUCCGUGAACCACAUAGUCGAUGCAAAGCGACGAAAGGAGAAAGGUCUUACUUUUGUGGACGAGAACGACAAGAUGAAGUGCGAGACGCUUUUCGAUCACAUCGUCAACAGCGAUUUGCCAGAGUCUGAAAAGUCCGUAGAGCGUUUGGCGUCCGAGGCCCAGGUCGUCAUGGGUGCGGGCACCGUAACAACGGCACGCACGAUGGACUAUCUUGCUGUGCAUAUCCUACUCAAUGAACACAUCCACAAUCGGUUACGAGAAGAGCUCAAGGGUCCCAUGAAGGACUUCCCUGAAGUUAUUCCCUCUCUAGCGGAGCUCGAACGUCUUCCCUUUCUCCAAGCUUGCAUUAAGGAGGCUUUACGUCUAAGCCCUGGGUUGACACAUCGGCUUCCUCGGGUAUCGCCUGAUGUCGACCUUAUCUACAAAGAUUGGGUGAUUCCUCGAGGUACACCUGUUGGCAUGUCAGCUUGGUACAUGCAUACGGAUCCAGCAGUCUACGAUGAUGCAAUGAAGUACCGCCCAGAGCGGUGGUUAGAGAACGUGACACCCGAGAUGAUUCGAAACUAUGUACCCUUCACCAAAGGUUCCCGCCGAUGUCUUGGAGUGGAAUUAUCAUACGCCGAAAUCACCCUCGUGUUCGCAGCUUUGUUCUGUCCGCAAGGGCCGAAACUGAGGUUGUUCAAAACCAGCGCGGUAGAUGCAGACCCAGCUUGUCAUUUUCUUUUACCAUUGCCUCGUCUGGAAAGUGAGGGCAUCCGCGUCAAAGUUGAGGGCUGA
Colletotrichum higginsianum IMI 349063 is the source of this 1581-nucleotide messenger RNA. RefSeq names its product Cytochrome P450. The transcript has 8 exons. Bases 1 to 1581 code for a protein of 526 amino acids. Lineage: Eukaryota; Fungi; Ascomycota; Sordariomycetes; Glomerellales; Glomerellaceae. The record is from RefSeq and is a predicted model, not a curated record. Gene Ontology annotation, molecular function: heme binding; iron ion binding; oxidoreductase activity, acting on paired donors, with incorporation or reduction of molecular oxygen.